AUGAAAGCACUAUCACCAGUACACAGUUUACAUCACAUAAACACAGUGGCAUCAGAUGUAAGGAUCAUUGAUCCACAACACAAUGCUGGUGACAUUGAUCUUUUGCAUCAAAUUGGAUACAAGCAAGAGUUACGCCGUCAUUACACCACGUUGCAAGUCAUUGGUAUACCACUUUCCAUCAUGGGGUCGAUUGUACCUAGCGUGGCUUCUGUUCUUAGCAUGGGUUUGGAAUGUGGUCCUGCUGGUCUAGUUUGGGGUUGGUUUAUUGCAGGAUGCUUGGUAUUUUGCGUUGGUCUUUCCUUGAGUUUUUUGGGGAGUGCCAUACCAACUAGUGGUGGGCUUUAUUAUUAUACAAACUACUAUUGCCCCGACAAGUAUAGGGUACCCUUGAGCUAUUUGAUUGGUUGUUCAAACUCACUUGGGUUGAUGGGGGCUAUUUGUAGUGUAACUUACGGUUUUGCAACUGAAGUAAUGUCUGCUGUUUCAAUAUCUACUGACAACAACUUUGAAAUCACAAAUGCAAAGACUUAUGGGGUAUUUGCUGCUUGCAUUGUGACGGUGACAGCUGUAUCAACCUUGACAUCUAGAAAGGCAGAGAAGUUGCAAUUUAUGUCAAUCGGUGUCAACAUAUUCUUGAUGUUGUUGUUUUUCAUCGCAGUGCCUAUUGGAUUCUCAAGACACAACUCUUUCAACUCGAGAGGCUUUAUCUUUGGCAAGUAUGAGAAUGCAAGGGAAUGGCCAAUUGGCUGGAGCGCCAUCAUGUCAUUUAACACUGCGAUAUGGGCUAUUGGAUCUUUUGACUCGGUCAUAUAUUGCUCGGAAGAAGCCUUGAAUGCCCAGAGGUCAAUUCCUGUGGGUAUAUUAGGCUCGAUCACUAUUGUGUGGGUCUUGGGGUGGACGGUAAACGUCGUUUGCGCAGCCUGUAUUAAAGAUGGCGAUACUGCUCGUGUUCUCAGCACGGAAACAAGAUCAGCAAUAGCUCAAAUUAUUUACGAUGCUUUGGGGAAAAGAUGGGCAGUAGCAUUUAUGUCAUUGAUUUCUGUGGGGCAGUACCUUAUGUCAGUUUCCUUCAUUACGGCAUUGUCGAGACAGAUUUGGUCAUUCGCAAGAGAUGAUGGGUUGCCCAUUGUUUAUGAGUUUGUCAAGUAUGUCAACCCGAAGUUGAAAGUGCCAGUAAGGGCCACAAUAUUUGCUGGGACAUGUGCUUUGAUCAUGGGGUGCUUGUGUAUCAUUCCAGGCACCGCUGGAUCAAAUGCUUUAUUCUCCCUCGCUAUAGCUUCCACGAACUUGGCUUGGGGAAUGCCUGUGUUCUUAGUAAUUCUACCAUAUGGUAGAAAAAAGUUUAUUCCCGGGCCGUUCUACUUUGGUGACACGUUAACCUACAGCGUCAAUGUCAUCACUGUUCUUUACAUCGUGUUUGCCAUCAUUAUGAACAUGUUCCCCGAUAACAAGCAUGUUGACAAAGACAGCAUGAACUAUACUUGUGUGAUCAACGGAGGUGUUUGGUUAUUGUCUGUGAUAUACUAUUAUGCUUGGGGUUGGAGAAGCUACACUGGUCCAAAGAGUAAUCUAGAUGGUCUGGAGUCAGAAGAAGAGAAAAAACUCGACGAGGUGUUGGAGGAAAAGGAUGCUUGA
Messenger RNA from Lodderomyces parapsilosis, 1635 nucleotides. RefSeq lists its product as uncharacterized. The coding region runs from base 1 to 1635 and encodes 544 amino acids. The record is from RefSeq and is a predicted model, not a curated record. Gene Ontology annotation, biological process: transmembrane transport. The transcript has a single exon. Gene Ontology annotation, molecular function: transmembrane transporter activity. Lineage: Eukaryota; Fungi; Ascomycota; Pichiomycetes; Serinales; Debaryomycetaceae. Gene Ontology annotation, cellular component: membrane.